AUGCGAGUCCUCCGGGUCUCACGAGCCCUACCGGCUCCUGUCUGUCGGCCCCAGAUCUCGCGCACUAUUUUAGCUCGCGGUGCCAGAUUAAACAGUUCCAAUGCUGGGAAAACAGAGAACACAAAAGAGAGCAAUUCUUCUACAAACGCCCCCCUUUCACCCUUUUGGACCCCGGCCAAGGCUCUGCUCGUCUCCGCAUUUGCUGCGGGGUUAGGCUACGGCGUCUCCUCAUAUACCCAGACACCGACACAGACGUCCAAGAAGCCACAAUAUGGCUCAGUGAAGGAGUUUGAAAAGGCCAUCAACGAGCUAAGAACGAAGCUCGGCGAGGACACAAUCAGCACCGAUGAAGACGAACUCCACCAACACGGCUUCUCAGAAUGGUCCAGCCUAAACGCCGACCGUCUCCCCGUCGCAAUCGCAUACCCCAAGACCACCCAAGAAGUCUCCGAGAUCGCCAAGGUCUGCAACAAAUACCGCAUGCCCAUGAUCCCUUACUCGGGCGGAUCGAGUCUAGAAGCCAAUUUCUCCGCCCCGCACGGCGGAAUGACAAUCGACUUCGCCUUCAUGAACAAAGUCCUAGAAAUCCACCCAGACGACAUGGACAUCGUCGUGCAGCCCUCCAUCCAGUGGAUGGAUCUGAACGAGCAGAUCAAGGAAACAGGCAUGUUCUUCCCCGUCGACCCAGGCCCAUCCGCCAUGAUCGGCGGUAUGGUGGGCACAAACUGCAGCGGCACCAACGCCGUCCGCUACGGCACCAUGAAGGACUGGGUGAUUAACCUCACGGUCGUGCUGGCUGAUGGCCGCAUCAUCAAAACCCGCAGACGUCCGCGCAAGACCUCCGCCGGCUACAAUCUCACCGGCAUGUUUGUCGGUUCGGAGGGUACGCUCGGUAUCGUCACUGAGGCUACGUUGAAGCUGGCUCCGAUCCCGGAACAGACUCGUGUUGGCGUCGUCGCGUUCCCGACUAUUCGUGAUGCGGCCUCGACGGCGAUGCAGCUUAUUCGGAAGGGUGUCUCUGUGCAGUGCAUGGAGAUCAUGGAUGAUGUUCAAAUGGACGUUAUUAAUCGGGCGGGUGGAACCGGCCGUGAAUGGAAGGUCUCUCCUACGCUGUUCUUCAAGUUCUCGGGAACUGUCGCUGGUGUCGCGGAUAGUAUUGAUAUGACGACGAAGCUCGCGCAAGGUAACAAUGCGCAGUCUUUUGAAUUCGCUCGUGAUGACCGCGAAGCUCAUGACCUGUGGUCGGCGCGGAAGCAGUCGCUGUGGAGCAUGAUGGCGCUGCGUAAGGAGGGAUCAGAGGUCUGGUCGACUGAUGUGGCCGUGCCCAUUUCUCGGCUGCCUGAUAUUAUUGAAAUCUCUAAGAAGGAAUUGGUCGACCUAGGUCUCUUCGCCAGUAUCCUUGGCCACAUCGGCGAUGGAAACUUCCAUGCAAGCAUUAUGUAUGACCGUAACAAUCCCGCCGAAAGGGAGCGAGUCGAGAAAGUAGUAUACGAUAUGGUUGAUCGUGGGCUGGAGAUGGAGGGCUCAUGCACGGGCGAGCACGGCAUUGGGCUGGGCAAGAAAGGGUCUUUGAAAAAGGAAGUUGGGCCGGACACAAUUAAUGUCAUGCGCAGUAUCAAGCGUUCAUUGGAUCCGAACUGGCUGCUGAACCCUGGCAAGAUCUUCGAUUACGACGACGAAACACCGGGCCCAGGGCAUUGA
Molecule: messenger RNA, 1701 nt
Organism: Penicillium mononematosum
Lineage: Eukaryota; Fungi; Ascomycota; Eurotiomycetes; Eurotiales; Aspergillaceae
Product: FAD-binding oxidoreductase
Exons: 4
Coding region: 1-1701 (566 amino acids)
Biological process (GO): lactate catabolic process
Cellular component (GO): mitochondrion
Molecular function (GO): D-lactate dehydrogenase (cytochrome) activity; FAD binding; D-lactate dehydrogenase (NAD+) activity
Source: RefSeq, a predicted model, not a curated record